Pomacea canaliculata is the source of this 3941-nucleotide messenger RNA. Its product is annotated as synaptogyrin-2-like. Gene Ontology annotation, cellular component: neuromuscular junction; synaptic vesicle membrane. The record is from RefSeq and is a predicted model, not a curated record. NCBI's taxonomy places the organism in Eukaryota, Metazoa, Mollusca, Gastropoda, Architaenioglossa, Ampullariidae. The transcript has 4 exons. Bases 47 to 727 code for a protein of 226 amino acids.
GUGACGUCACAGUCAUAUUCGCAUAGUCAAUGACUGUUUCUGCAUCAUGUCGACAGAAGUUGGGUCCGGUGGCGCUUAUGGUGCUGGCAAGGCUGGCGCGCCUUUUGACCCGUUAACGUACAUUAAAAAACCACAAGUGAUACUUAGAUUAGCUAGUCUGUUGUUUGCCAUUGUGGUGUUCGGCUGCAUAUCAUCAGGAGCCUGGUAUGCCGGCAACUGUCUGAUGAAUGAUGAUACCAAUGCCUGUGGUUAUGGAACAGGAAUUGGUGUUCUUGCAUUUCUGCUCUGUCUUGCUUUUCUUAUGGUGGACGCCUUGUUUGACAAUUUGAGCAAUGUCCAGCAUAGGAAAUAUGCUGUGCUGGCUGACCUUGGUUCAUCAGCCUUGUGGACAUUCUUGUGGUUUGUUGGAUUUUGCUACAUGACUGAUCAGUGGAGAAAGACUGUUCCGUCACCAGAACUUCAUAUAACGACAAAUGACAGAAACAACAUUCAGGCAGCCAUUGCAUUCUCCUUUUUCUCCAUUUUCACCUGGGGUGCUCUGACAUUCUUGGCUGUGCGUCGCUACCGUUUGGGUGGACAAGAGGCAUUUAACUCUGGAUUUGAUCAAGAGCAGAAUGCUUCCUCUCCCUAUUCAUCUUUUCCUGGCAGUGACAGUGGGGAUCCCUACCAGCAGCCUCCAUUCAGCCAGCAAAAGGAAACCCCAGACUACCAGCCUCCAACCUACUGAUGACAUAGAAGUGACAGAAUCUUCACUCAAAAUCUGUUUUUGAUGCACAUCACUCUUCAUUCAUCUUUCCCCUCCUGUCUGUCUCUCUCUCUCUGUCUCUCUUCCUCUUCUUAGCUUUUUUGCUGUUAUCUUAUACAGCCCAUCCCUAAGAAUAUGCACUAGUGAGCUUGAAGUGAAGGAGAAUGUAUUGGUUCACAGUUCCCUGUUGACGUAAGGCCAAUCACAGCUUUACCUCCCUGUGGAUCAUCUCUUGGCAUCAGCAAUAAUUCUUGAUGCUCCUAGCCACUUGUGCAGAUUCUGGUGAUGCUAGUUCAUUCAUUGUAGGUGUGCGUAUUUACAGUGAAGUUAAUGUUCUGAUGCUUGAUAAAAGGCAAGUAGAUGAUAAGUGGCUUUAGAGAGGGUAACUGACCAGACUAGAAAGCAGGGUAGUUAUUGGUUGUCCUAGUAGUCAAGUUGGUGUGAUGUAGCUUAUCUGGUAGGUUUCAAGUUAAUUACAGUUUUGUGUCUUUUGUCACCUGUCCUCAGAACUAGCAGUCACUAGAUUUCUUCCAUUGACAUAUUCUGUGCCCAUUCAGUCAGAUUCAUUUGUUUUUUGAAUUUUGUCGUUUAUUUUCAAAGGCUGUUGAACAUGAGCUCUCUGAUAUGAGUGUCAAAUGCUUGCCCUUUAAAAAGAAGAAAGGAAAAGAAAAUUUGAAGCUGUGAUCUGUUCGAUCAGUUCUAUUACAGCAAAAUUUUCCAUCAAAAUUUACUAUACAAAGUUUCUUUAAAAUGUUCUUUAGGAAUCCGGGUUCUUGUAAAGCAUCUGUAUUACAGGUUGCUGGGCUGCACUCUCACAAUGGAAAAAGGUAAUCAGAUUAGGGCAUACUUGUAGCAAACAUUGCAAACAAAUUUGAUUAGGAGGACAUCGGAUUCCUAGCAAGAGCAGCAUGACAGUAGUCAUUCGCGAAUAAAAAACCGAAUGAGUGUGUUGCAUUUCUAAGAAAUUUUAUGAUUAAAGACCUGUAGUUUUUUUUUUAAUUUUUGAACCAGACAGUGAGGACACAUUAUGCAGACUUCUUUUUGUGAUCAACUGUUAGACUCUUAGCUUAAAAGUAGUAUUUCUAUGUGUAAAAGUAGUUUCUCCAAAUAAUAGAAAAUAAGUACAAGUUUUCAAGUUUUGAAAGCAAACAAACUUUGAGUGAUCUGCGCAAAUGAUCGAGUUGUAGGUACAAAGAGCAACAUUUCUUGCUGUGUUUUCCUUAUUUUGUUUUAUUUGACAUUUUACUGCAUUACCUUCUGGAUGCAUAGUUCAGGGACUUUAACCUGCCUCAUCCAUUAGCUGCUGUGCUGUUGCAAAAAUCCAAAAUUUCUCCAGAUUCUUUAGUUACUUUAGAAACUUUCACCAUUGUGAUUUUUUUUUUUGUUCCUUUGUAACAAUAAUAAAACCUAAUAUCCUAGUUUUUUAGUGAUACACUGAAUAAAACAUUUGAAAAUCAAUUUCAGUUGAACUGGGUGGCCCUUGAAAAAAUUAAGUUUUCUUUUUCUGCAGCAGCUGGUCUUGUGGACCAUAGGCAUACUGAAGGGGGAUGGUAUGUGUGUGUGUGUGCAAUAACAAGAGAUGAGAAGGGUUGUAUGGGAGAAAAGUAGGUCAUGUGGGUGGGUGGGUAAGUUCACAUGAGCAAGAUCGCAAAUUUGGUAUUUCAUAUUUAUAUGGCAUAUAAAGGUAUUUGGCAUAUCAUUCAGUUCUGGGUACUAAUGAAUUUAAUCUGUGCUAAGAAGUGCUGGAAAAAGUGCCACUCCAACCUGCUAAGCUGGUGUAGAUUUUAUUUGUUGAAGAUCAGAUUUGUUCUAAUGAUGUGCUUGGAUUGUAGCAUGAAACUAUCAGCAGCAUUUAUGAAAGCUAAACUUGCCUUCAUCUGUCAGAAUCUUGUUGAUUAUUUUCCUCACUGCUGUUCACCCUGAAGAUUCAGGGGCUUUGAUUCAUAUAGAGUCCAUUUCAAGACUUUAUCAAUUUGCUAGACACAUCAACAGCUAAGUUAUUUUCCACCAAGUUACCCGUGGAGCAGUAAUAAAUACUUUUAGAAUGUGGUCAUUUUGUGUUAGCAUUUCUUGCCAUCCAGUCACAUGUGCACCCUACUUCAGAUUUCAUUGCUUGAUAUUUAUACAUGGGGUGGGAGGCAGCAGCAAGGGUAGUUCAUGCUUUGAGUAAACUCAGUUUUGAUUUUGUUUUUUUGUUGGUGAUUCUUAAGGUAUGCUAAACUGCAUAAUUUGUGGGUUUAUGAAUUUUUUUCAAGAUCAUUAGAUCUGCUGGGUUAUCUAAUUAACUAAUUAGGUGCCAUUUUGAUUGCUGUUACUCAUGUAUAUUUUCUACCAUUUUCUUUUUCAUUCUAUUGAGUGAGUGAAUAAAAUUUGGUUGUCAGAUAAGAAUGCUCAUCUAUUUAUAAAGAAAGGCUGUUUCCCCCUUAUGGAUUCAUAUUAUAAGAAAGGCUGCAUUUCCUGAUUCUUGUUUCUAUGUGUAUAGUCAAAUAAAGCUGAACUCAGUGUGCAUGUACAACUCUACUGCAGUAAACUGAUGAAAGCUUAUAGUUCUGUGUGUAUAUAGUUCAAAACUAUCCUUGUAUGCAAGAUUUUAUGUGUAACAGUUUGUGUCCUAGAGCUGGUUAAAGUUUGGAUCAUAAAAUCAAUAAGCCAGAUCACCUUGAUGCAUUAUAUGAAAGUGUUAUUGAUGAGGCUAAGUCCUUCAUCUUUUGUUACCAGUCUAUUCUUAAGGAAGUGAAGGUACAGAAUUAUCAAACAUUUUACAAAAGCUUUCAAAUUCAGCAAUAUGAAAGAUAACUGCCAGCAUUCCGUGUGUGUUGUGACUGGGAGUAUGUCUUUAACAGAUUUUUAAACUUUUUAAAAAGCGUUAUCUGAAAACACUGAUUGAGGCUAGUGUAGCUUUUAAAACAAACCUUUCAUUUGUUACACAUUGAUUUAAUUGCGUUGUGGUGCAUUACACCUUUCAGUUGUACAAAAUCAUUCUUUGUUCCAAUGAUCUCUUUAAUUUUUAUUAUUUUUCAAUUCAUUAUUAAUUUUACUUGAAUAAUUUUUCGAUGAUCGAGGCUUUUGAUGAUUCAGCGUGCAAUGCUAAGCUGUUAAGCACUCUAGUUACUGUUGUGCUUUUGAAACUAUGUAUCACUUGCUGUUGUGAAUACUUCACUGUGAUGAGACUGAAUAAACUAUAUCCACUGCCUGA